Seminavis robusta is the source of this 1473-nucleotide messenger RNA. NCBI's taxonomy places the organism in Eukaryota, Bacillariophyta, Bacillariophyceae, Naviculales, Naviculaceae. The record is from the annotation of a GenBank genome assembly.
CAACACUGACCGGAUUCUGAUUCGAUCAUUGAAGAAGAGUUCCAGGCAGCUCUGCGUUUCCGAAAGCUUCCAAAGCUUCAUCGUUUCCAAAUAGGAUCGCCUUGGAUGUCGUUAGGUGCAUCCCAAAAUGCUACGACCAGGCAAUGUUAGGAUGUUAGGAUCUUGGGAAAAGAAAUCUUGGUCUAAAAGGCCCUUGCCAUCAAUAAACGAAGGCGAGCAAUAGGUUUCUGUGCCGAUAUUCAUGCGCCUAGUGGGCUAUGCUAAUAGGGUACAUGUAGCAUUGCUUCAGGCCUUCGUCGAAAGCACAGAAACUUUCAAUUGCUAAAACUAAAUAAUCAGCCAUGUGCAAGCCAACCGUUCCAGCACACUGCAGCCCCAAGAACAACAAGGCCAGCAGCAUUGUUCAGAAGAACAACAAGAAGAAGGCAAUGACGAGCACCACCAAAAAGCAAGUGUGCUUUGAUGAUACCCGCCAGGUCGAAUGCUUUGUUUCCCAAGUGACACCGGAAAACUGCCACCAGAUUUGGUAUCAAGCGGAUGAAUUGACACUGUUGCAGCAUGAACUGUGUGCCAUGAUCAAGGCUCAUCGCACCAGCAUCAAGGAAGGUCUGCUGCCCAACAAGGUUCAUUGGAGAGGCUUGGAACACUAUCAGGACCGACGACCACGCAAAAAGGUGCGACGCACUCAUUCGCAACAAGUCGUCUACUUUUACAAGAUGCUCUUCCAUGACGAUCCCACUGGAUUGGGCAUGUUUGCAUCCGAUCAGAGCCUCGACUGCUCGGAUCGUGCCCGUGAGUUGGGGCUUCGGGAUGAACAGGAAGCCUUGAGAGUGUACUUGGAGGAAGCUAACAGCAAGAAGAGUGCUGUUGUCAAAGAUGAUGAUGAUACCAGUAGAAGUGGUGACACGGAAGACAUGACGGAUACGAGUUGCUCCAGCUGUUCGUCCUCGUCUUUGGAUGAAACCAGCACACAUGAAACUGGGUGGGCCAGAGAGGAGAAGUCUACACAGCGGGAUAUUGUGGAAGUGAUGGAGAUCCUCGUCCCAACCAAGCCUGAGAAAAGCCGGGAGGAUACACCAUCCUCACCAAAGAAAAAAGGGUCCUUUCUCAGGUUGGGUAAUCUGCUUCCAUUCUUUGUGUGAAGCCAAGAAGACUCCUGCAUUCUUCAUUUCUUACUUGAGCGAAAACAGCCAGCUUGCUCCACUGCCAAACGAACCAAUCUUGGUCGGCGAUGAAACCAACAGAGGGGGCGCCCGGAUAUCAAAAAGGAAAGGCGCCUGUUGCCCACUACCAAGCGGGCAACAAGCGCCUCCAGGGCCGCCAAUCAAAGCCAAACAGUUGAAUUGCUUGCGAUAAGCAAUGGGUGAUACCGGUAGCCCACCGCUGACGCACUGGAGAGACAGUGAGGAAACCGCAAGCUGGCUAGCCAUAGCCAAACCUAUAAUGAACUAGACGCUAAAGUAUCGAAUUCAC